This is a messenger RNA of Quercus lobata, 2348 nucleotides long. Its product is annotated as protein GAMETE EXPRESSED 3-like. Gene Ontology annotation, biological process: embryo development ending in seed dormancy; pollen tube guidance. NCBI's taxonomy places the organism in Eukaryota, Viridiplantae, Streptophyta, Magnoliopsida, Fagales, Fagaceae. The coding region runs from base 62 to 2245 and encodes 727 amino acids. Gene Ontology annotation, cellular component: plasma membrane. Gene Ontology annotation, molecular function: protein binding. The transcript is spliced from 10 exons. The record is from RefSeq and is a predicted model, not a curated record.
UAAUAUAAUUUCAAACCGAACUAACCACGCAAACCCUGAAACCUCUCUUGUAAUCUUUGCAAUGCCGAUAAUCCCACUCCUCAUCCUAUUCUUGCUCUUUCCCACAUCCCUGUCCAUGGAAUCCCAGAGAUACACUGGUAAUCCGCGCUUAUUUUCAGGUCAAGAGCCAUCUAGAAGUUCUGGACACAGGCUUUCGAAACCUCUGGUUGGUGAAGAUGGGAGGAUUUAUGCUUGUUCUGAGAAAGAUUUAUUUGCAUUUGAAAGUAAUGGUACCAUUGCAUGGACCAUACAUUUAGACUAUACAUGUAAUGCUGCUAUGGCUCCUGUUCAGGGUGGUCUAGGAAAGAUAUAUUUGGUUGCAGAAAACAGAGUACUGGAGAUCAACUCUUUUAAUAUUGGCUCAUCCAAACCUGCUGCAGAAGUUUUCUUUGGUCCAGUGCCAGGUCAAGAGGAACUAAUUGAAAUUAUUGGGCUCUCAGUAAGCACACUUAGUUCAUCUGUAUUUAUCAAUAUUAAGAAUCGAGGGCUCUUUGCAUAUACGACACGUGGACAACUGCUCUGGAGUGUUGGACCUGUGAUUUAUCGAUCUGGCUACCAACUAGGUUGCAGGAAAAAUGUCACAGAUUGUUAUUUUACUUCUGUUCCUGUGAUUGAUCAAUGUGAAGCUAGUAUAUAUAUCUCAAAUACUGAAGGAGAAUUAUAUAGUUUGUCAGUUCGUAGCCCUUAUUUCAAAUGGAUCCAGGAUUUUAGUUCCCUCGACAAAUAUUUCACCGUCUCCCCCGGAAACAAUGGUCGUUUGUAUGUCACUGUACCAGCUAGGGCCCUUGUGCUGGCUCUAGAUGUCUCUAUGGGUACUGUUUUAUGGCAGAGAUCUAUUGGGCCAUUGAGUACUACAGAAUGUGCACCUGUUGUGGAUUCUAAUGGUUGGGUAUCUGUUGGUUCUUUGGAUGGGUUCCUAUACUCAUUUUCACCAACUGGGAUUCUUAAGAAAUUUUCGAAGGCAGAUACACUGAAUUGUGUGAUUCAAGUUACUCCACUGCUUGAUUGCUCAGGCUAUGCAAUUUAUUUUUCUCAGACAGAGAUGGAGGGAAAGAUUAGCCAAACAAUUGAUGAAUAUACUUAUGUCUCGGCAAUGAGACCAAAAACUGUAAUCUUCACUUUGUUGGUUCCAGCAACUGGGUUCACCUAUUGGUCAGAAAGAUAUCCUGAUCAAUUCUCAUCCUCCUUGUCUGAGAGUGAUCUGCGCCAAUUCGUACUGGAUGAGGGGAUCCUUCUUGCUUUUGUGGCUGCUUCAAAGACUGGCAACCCACUGCAAUGUCGUACCAAACGUCAGAAGUGUGCAUCUAGCUGCUCACAAGCAAAGCCCAAGUAUCUCAGCAUCUACACAGGUAAUGAAAGGGCAAUAAUACUCUUCCUGCUAUUUGAAUCUGCUGUGUUGGUCAUGCUAGCUGGACUUGUACGGUUCUGUUGUAUAUUUUGGAGGAAAAAGAAGGUUCAAGGCCAAGACCUUCGAAGUUUCCUAGAAAAGCGAGUAAGCUUGAAUCCUUAUAUUUUUGCUGAAAUAACACUAGAUAGUGGGGUAAGGGAGAUGUCUAUUGCUUCAUUGGCAAUUUACACUAGAGGGAGACAUAUCGUUCUCUUUACACUGCGCUCUCUCCAGCUCAAAAAGAAAGUAUUUGAUAGGACAAUUACAGAGCUUGAGCAGAAAGCAGCAGAGCAGGCAGUGGCCAAUGAAGUUUUUGAAAAAUUGGGGGAUAUGGUACGAGAAAGGGAAGGAAUAGAAAGGAAGUUGUCAACAACCUACAGUCUGGGCAGAGAUAGGGCUGGCUCACAGUCUAAAUCUAUGCUUCCAGUAUAUGAUGGGAAAACAAGGAGCUAUUCUUUCCUAGGUUCAAAGAAAGAAAGUGCGACAGUAUUUCACACGUUAAGUGAUACAUCUUCUGAAGAAAGUGGGAGUGAGAAAGAUACCCACUGGGGUUUUCAUGAAGAGGAGUUGGCAGCCAAGGCAAAAGCAAAGGCAAAGGCACCCAUUGAAGUUGAGAGUUCAAGUGAUGAUGGGAUCUAUGAAACAGACUAUCAGAGUAGUCCAUCGGAGACCACAUCAAGUUCAAGAGGAUUUAUCAAUCCAUUAAAUGGGGUGCAAGAGUCGGGGGAAGUGAAAUUGCAUGAUAAGGAAGUGAAAUCCAUGCAAACUGGUAGCAGAUUAAGUUUAAAAAGAAGAAGGGCCUUGUCAUCAACUAAUUAGAGACUUGAUAGGUGAUUCAUAUCUUGUAAUGCUAACCAUGCAGUUCUGCAAAUCUAUUCACUUGAUUGAAGUAGUCCAAAAAUCUGUUUAUUAUCUUGGUUCA